Molecule: messenger RNA, 195 nt
Organism: Chlorella variabilis
Lineage: Eukaryota; Viridiplantae; Chlorophyta; Trebouxiophyceae; Chlorellales; Chlorellaceae
Exons: 1
Biological process (GO): ribosomal large subunit assembly; rRNA processing
Cellular component (GO): nucleolus
Molecular function (GO): 5S rRNA binding
Source: RefSeq, a predicted model, not a curated record
GCUGCCGAGCCCCCUAAGCUGAGCAAGCACAAGUUCCAGCCCAUGCCGCUGCAAGUGCUGACAAGCGACGAGCUUGCGGGCAGCCUGCGGCGCCUCAAGCCCACCACGAUGCUAGCCAAGGAUAGGUUCAAAAGCCUGCAGAAGCGCGCGCUGAUCGAGCCACGGCGCAAGAUUGAGCAGAAGAAGCAGGGCAAG